Rotaria sp. Silwood2 is the source of this 990-nucleotide messenger RNA. The record is from the annotation of a GenBank genome assembly. Lineage: Eukaryota; Metazoa; Rotifera; Eurotatoria; Philodinida; Philodinidae.
AUGUCACUCGCUUUCAGUGUGGUUAAUGAUAAAAGCAUUUGCUCCUCACUACAUGCUGAAAAGAGAAAUAAACAAGAAGCGAAUUUUAUGUAUACUCAACUAUUCAAGCAAAUCGUUCUUGCCACGGAUUCACCAGUCCAUGAAAAGCAGGAGAGAGCAGAAAUGAUCGCAUAUUGUCGAAGCUAUUAUACUGAGAUUAAUAACCAAUCAGCACUGACGUUUCUUGAACGAUAUGAACUUGACGAAAGUCAUCACUCGGCUAUUUGGUGGUAUAGUUGCGACGGAUUUCUUUAUAAAAUGCUCAAUGAAGCUUGUCGCAUUCAGGACAUAGAAACAAUGUAUGCAAUGCGCGUGUUCAUUCGAGAUCUUCAUCGAGAGAUCGAGCAACUUUGUUCAUUAGAACCUAGUCGUUCAUCAACUUUGAUUCUCUAUCGAGGACAACAACUCAGCCGCUCUGCAUUCAAAGAAAUCCAAUCUAAAUCUGGAGGACUUUUGUCAAUCAACAGUUUCUUUUCGACCUCAUUGAAAAGUGAAGUUGCUCUUAUGUUUGCUGGAGUGUCCGAUAGUAUCAAUACUAUUGCGAUUGUAUUUCAAAUUAUUGUACCGCCCGUAGACACUAAAGUGGUUCCAUUUGCUAAUAUUGAUUCGGUAAGUGCAUUCGGAGGAGCCGAAACAGAAUACCUUUUCUCAUUCGGAAGCGUUUUCCGUAUUGGUGAUAUCGAUGAAUAUCCACACCCUGAUGGAGAGCUUUGGUUUAUAAAAUUAACCCUUACUAUGGACAAAGAUCCUGAACUGGUCUGUCUCACAGACUACAUCUGGAGUCACAAUUUACAUGGUCGAAUUGAUUUAAGUAGUUUUGCACGUCUUAUGAUCGACAUGGGCGAACAUGAGAAAGCCGAGGAAGUCUAUUCAACAUUACUAGGACAGCUAUCCUACCGUGAAGAUAUGAAUCGUUCGAAUUUUACGCAAUUAGAAACUGAAUUGGUAUGA